Platichthys flesus (European flounder) is the source of this 6552-nucleotide messenger RNA. It is a transcript of the gene lrriq1, whose product is annotated as leucine-rich repeats and IQ motif containing 1. Bases 219 to 4943 code for a protein of 1574 amino acids. The record is from RefSeq and is a predicted model, not a curated record. The transcript has 26 exons. NCBI's taxonomy places the organism in Eukaryota, Metazoa, Chordata, Actinopteri, Pleuronectiformes, Pleuronectidae. Gene Ontology annotation, molecular function: protein binding.
CCCGCUGCCACGGUUAGAGCUUUCCCUCACUGCUAGAGAAGUCGUUCCUCUUACUAACAAAUGUUGAAUUAGCCAUUGCGUGUUGAAAUACACACUAUUGAGAACACGUGUCAGUCACAGGUGUUUACAGGCGAUAGAGGCAACGUGAGUGAAGUUUGUGGCGACUGACCGAGACCAACUGGGACCAGUUAAGUUUACCAGUGAAGUGUACCGUCGUCAUGGCGGAUGCUGAUGAGCUGUUUGAAACAAUCAUGCGGGAGCUAAACGACGUGGUCCUUUCUGAAAGUGGCGAUGUUGAAGAAGAGCUGGAGGAACUUCCCUUUCUACAGGACACGGUCUCCGAUGAUAUUCCACCCUCUCUGCUCAGUUACUUUGAAAGUUCAAAAAGCAGAGCAGCGAGAAGUGAGAAGUUCAUUCUUGAGGAACUUGAAGACCUCACUGCAUCACGUCACACUGAGGACAUGGAUAAUUUGCCUGAUGAACUCGAUAAGGACAUGGCGAAGAAGUUGGUUACUUUUGACACAGAAAACGAGUCCAUCUCUUCUGCUGAGACAGAAGCACCUUUUUCUCACGAUCUGUCAGUGUGUCCUGACAUUGAAGAUGAGACUGAAACAGAUGAAUAUGUGGGGCCUGGACUGGGAGUCACUAAGAGCUCAGAGGAAGAGGAACAGAUGAAAAAUAGCACAGAAUCCCAUAGAGAACACAGAGAGAAAAAAUGCUGUGAGGAGAUGAAGACAGACGAGAAGAGGAGACAGAGACACAGAGACUUCCAGGAGGAGCUGAAGAAGAUCAUGGAGGCAGAGAAGCUUCAUCAGAGAGAACUGGAGUUGAUGAAGAAGAGAGCUCAGGAAAAGCUGGAAGUGGAGUUUCUUCUUAAGCAAGAGCUGAUCUGCAACUUACAAAAACAAGUGGAGGAGGAAAAAAAGAUGAGAGAGGAGGAGCAGAAAAGGUUCAAGGAAGAGGGGGAGAAGAAUAGGAAGGAGGAAGAAGAAAAGAGGAGAAGAGAGGUUGAGGACAUGAGGAAAAAGGAAGAAGAGAUAAUUAAGAGGGAGCGCAUAAGGAUGGAGGAACAGAUGAGGAGACAGAAAGAAGAAAAGAUAAAAAUGGAAGAAAUGCAACUUAAAGAUGGGAUCAGAAGAAAGAGAAAAGAGGAGCAGAGGAAAAUGGAGGAAGAGGAAAAGAGGAGAUUUCAAGAGGAGGAAAAGGGGAAAAAAGAAUUGGAACGAAAUAUGAUACAGGAAGAGAGAAAGAAGGAGGAAGAGACAAAAAUAAAUGAAACAAGACUUAAGGAAGAGGGGAGGAAUAGACGGAUAGAAGAAGAGGAGAGAGAAAGGAAGGAAAAUGAGGAAAAAAUAAAGGAGAGGGAUAAGAGUAGGAAAAAGGAGGAGGAGGAAACAAGGGCAAUGGAUAAAAUGAUGGCAAAGAAGAUGGAGGAAGACGAAAGGAGAAAAGAACUUGAGGUUAGGAAAAAGACUGAGGAGAUGAGGAAAAAGCUGGAAAAGGGUAAAAUUGAGGACAAAGGAAAGAAUUUGGAGGAAGAGAAGAUGAUAGCUAAGCAGAUGAAUAAGAAGGAAGGGGAAGAAAAAGAUAUUGAAGAAAUGCAACUCAAGGAAGAUGGAGAAAAGAGAAAGCAAGAAGAGGAGAUGAAACAUAAUAUUGAAUUUAGUGAUAAAAAGAAGGAAGACGUGAAAACAACUGAAGAGGACAAGAGGCCAUGGCAGGAGCAAGAAAUGAGGAAACAGAAAGAAGAAGAAGAGCACAAUAACAUGGAAAAAGAAAUAAGAUUCAAGCAAGAGAUGGAACAGAAAAGAGGCAAAAGAAAGAUGGAACCUGAGAAAAAAACAGAAGAUGAUGUGAGAAGAUAUAAAGAAGCAGACAAUUGGUGGAUUACCAACUUUGGAGUGCAGGACACCGAAAAGGAAGAGAGGCUGAAGCUGCAAGAGAAGAAAAGAGAUAAGGAUGGACCUAAAAGUCAAAACAAGACAAAGAAUAUCAGUCUGACCUCAUGCACCGUCUCUUUACAAAGCCAGUGCACAGUCAGUGCCUCCAUCUCUGAAAAUGUACAACAACUUGACCCAAACAAGAAUGUUCUCUAUACCUCCACAUCUCAAACUAUGAAACAACCAGAUGCAGAUGUAUCGCCCCGCACCUCUUCCGGCCCUUUACCCAUGUGUCUUCCGGAGCACACAGAGCAGAAGAGACUGUCAUGGAUGAGAGACUGCAUCCCGUGGUCCAGACUGUCUCUGCAGAACAAGAGCAAGCAAAAAGUGCAUGUCCGAAGUCGCAGGGGACUGCGUAGGGCCUCCGAGGCCUGUAGUCUGCCACCCGUCUGUCCUCAAACUCUGCUUCAGUCCCCAGGCUGCAGAUCCCUGCAAGAGGUUACCACGGUGACCCUGGAGGACUUGCCUGGCUGCAGCUUCGUCGCUCUCGUUCAGUGUCCUCAACUUCAAUCCCUCACCCUCAGACGCUGUGGCCUAAAAUCCCUGGAAGGCAUCAACCAGUUACAACAGCUCUGCUACAUCGAUGUAGAGGGGAAUGACAUCUCUUUUGUGGAUUGUGAAAACAUGGCGAGUUUACAAGUUCUUCGACUGGGACACAACAAGUUAACAUCCAUCCAUGGUUUGAGUGGAGCUGUAAACCUGAAUGUUCUGGACCUCUCCCACAACUCCAUCACCCGCAUUGCUGGUCUGGAGUCUAUACGGAGACUGCAGAGUUUGUCACUGGAUCACAACCAGCUGAUCAGCACCAAAGGACUGAGGGACACGUACACCCUCCUUCACCUGGACUGCUCCCACAAUCACCUGGCUGCCGUGGAGGGUGUGGAGAACUGCGCUCUGCUGCAGACCCUGGACCUAAGAUCCAACAGCCUCACUGAGCCCCCCAGUCUGAACAACCACAUCCUCCUCAGAGAGCUACAUCUAGGUGACAACAGCAUCUCGUCGCUGCAGGGCCUUGCUGUCUGCUGGCUUCCCCUCAUGCAGCACCUCUCAGCAGCUGAAAACAGAAUUACCCUCCUGCCCUCCAUGUCUGAUUUUGUGUCCCUUACAAAUUUGGAUCUUCGCUUCAACUGCAUGUCAGAACUGCAUAACGUGUGUGAAGGUGUGGAAGGAUGUCUCUUCCUGCAAGAGGUCCACCUCAUCGGGAAUCCUCUUCAGCAAGAGACUGGCUGGAGAUCCACUCUGCAGAAAGCCGUCGCUGGCCUGAGAGCCAUUGAUGGUGAGGAGACAGACUCCUUUCUGUCAGCCCCUGCUGUUCAACAGCUCAGCCUAGCCUCAAGCAGCUUCCUAACGCUUUGUCAGGCUCAGCUUAAGCAGAUUCGUGAUUUACAGCAGCAGCACAGCAGGGAGCUCAGUAAUGCCUCAACUCCCCUGGAUGCUGUGAAAAGAUCCUGUCGACACUUCACUGAGACUCUGAAACUUGCUGUGGACCAGAGGUCGGCUCACGAAUACAGCGACACCGUUGUGUCUUCAGGCGAAACAAUGCUGGAGGAAACACUGGACAUGGACAGUGCUGCUCUUAAAAAGCUUGCUGAGCACUCAGAAAUUGGGUCCACUGAAAAAGCUCCACCAGUCAUUCCAAACAGGAACAACACCAACUGGACAUUAGAGGAGAAGUUGUCCUUCAGUCAUCAAGGCCUUCACUCCUCGGCAACGAUGGAAACAACCACUUCCUUUCAACUUAAAGUGGCUCCUGUGUCCAACCAUCAAGGCCUGGACUCCAAAAACACAGCAGCAGUCGUGAUUCAGCAGCGGUGGAGGAAGUACAGACAGAAAUGUGGGAACAUCAGCAGCCCCCCCACAGCAGAGAAGGGAGGUGAAAGAGGAGGAGAUGGAGGAACGCCAGAGUCAGGACCUUCUGAUGUUGACAGAAGUGUUGUUGGCCAAGAUUAUGCAGCAACUAUCAUCCAGGCGUUCUGGAGGGGCUUCGCUCUGAGGAGGAGGCUUGAAACUGCUCUGGCUGCUGUCACAUGGCCCGACAGCGGAGAGGACGAAGCCUUUGAGGGGGUAGACGUGCAUGGAUUUGUCUUUGAUGAGGCAGCACUGGAGAAGCACUGGACAUUGCCAGUUUCUGAAGAAUCAUCUUCCAGAUAUCAUCAUGGUUCCGAGCAGCCACUUUCUCUCAAGCCUCCUGGGCCCUUUCCUGAACCUUCCCAGUACACACUCCCACCAACACCCUUAUGGAGGCCGAAGCAGGCCUGGGUGGCAGGAGAACAAGUGGACUCCACAGGGAUGAAGGUUUCAUCAGAGAGUUCUAUCAGAAGCAAAUCUCCUGCUUCAACUGCAGCGCUCAGUGGUCUCUCUGCAAGAUCAGAAAAGAUUGUGCAAGAAUGGGGGUUCCAAGACAGCAACACAGCUCUUCUGAUGCUCAAGAGAGCUCACAAGAUGAGUUCCAAGAAGCACCAGCAGAAUAAAUAUCGAGAUCCCUCCGUCUGCCUUGCAUUGUUCAGAAACAGCAACUACCAGCAGACUCCAAUGGAGGCACGAAACAGGCCUGCCCCGCACAACAGAAAUCAUGUGAAAGAGUGCAGAGCAAAGCUGGAGCUUCAGCAGGCGGAGGUGAUGGAGCAAGUGAAGCAGGAACGAGCUCAGCAGUGGCUGCACACCCAGUCUGACAGGGACUCAGAGAGUGAACAUUUCCUACCAGAGAUCAGCUCAAUCGUUCUGAGUGGAGGGAGAGUGCAGCUGGUGGCUGACCCAGGACGCGCUGAACGUCUACAUCACGGCAGUGGAUUGUGGGCCAGCAGCAGUUUACUUGCCCAACCCUGCAAAGAGAGAAAUAAUCAUUGCAGCAACUCUUUGGGUCAUGCAAGAAAAAAGGUUCCAUCUCCACAGCGCGUCCAGUCUUCUCCAUCAAGAAAGGAACGCAUCUCCUUUCGAGACAAUCCGGUGCAGCUGAGUGGUGGCUGGGGAGGAGGGAAGAAAAGGGACAGAGUGUACAAGUAGAACAGCAACUCCACGGCGACGACGACAUCUCUUCUUGUUCCUGCCCUGACACAGCACCAUUUAAAGUAGAUAGAACUAUAACUCCCAUACAGCAACGCUGCCUUUGAUACAAAUUUUAUGUCUUAAGUUAUUAAAUAAAUCUUUGUUAGGGCUUUAUCAGGAGCGUUAAAUGGUUAUUUCUUCCUUCCAUGAAGACAAAUUUCCUUAGUUUGAUGUAUAAUGUUAUUUUAUCACCUAUGCUGAAUCCCCUCUGCAGCUGUUCCUUUUAAACUCAGCUGAAAACAUGGGCUCCCUCUCCUGGAAAUUAAUUAAGACCAAUAUGAGCCAGAACAGCCCAAAUAUCCUCAGGCCCUUUUCUUACGGUGAUUCUGCUCAAGUAUCAGGACCUGAAUGGAGCAAAGUCACAAACCUUCAACGAAUGACACGCUCCAUAUGCAAAUGAUGGCAGGAAAUAAAAACCAGGACGUAAAGUACCUGUGGAUUCCUGUUGAACUCCCGUCUCUGCACUGAUAUUCUCUCUCGACGGUAAAUAUAGUUUGAAACCAUGGGAAGAGUUGUGCCUUUUCUCCUUCUCCUCUCCCUUAAGAGCAAACUUUGAUAAAGGCCAGAAAUCUGUGCAAUUUCUCCAUUCUGUUGAUAUAUUUAGCUCCUGCUUACCAACAGCGGCCAUGAAAUUGCUGCCUUUAUGAGCCAAACACAAACAUUGGUGUUGGAAUUAGAAGACUGUUUUCUUUAUUUUCAACCGUUGAUUAUAACGACCUUUUCUGUGUAUUUGAAUUAAGGCGUCCGUUCACAAACACUGCCCCACCGGAGGUGGUGAACCUCAGGCUCAGAGGUUCCUCGCUGGUCGGCUGCCUAGAAAUGAUAACUUAAUUAAUGUCAAAACAAAUAGUCUGAUCUGCGGAGUGGCUCCCUGGCAGGAAAUGCAUAUCUCUCCAGCUUGUCUCUGUGUUUAUUUUUCUUCUAUCUUUCACUUACACAUGUCUGGAGGGUGUGUUAUGACUGUACUCGAGCUGAUGGGGAUUUGUGUCUCGGUGAGUGGCGUAUGCCAGAGAUGUGGUGGUCUUUCCCACUUGGAGGCUGUUGUGAAACCCAAGAGGACGGUCCUCCCUCAGGCGGAGACUGAUUCGUCAAGCCCCGCGGGGGACAGCGAGUGAGUGGGGGUGUCUGUCAUCAGACUGUCAUUAUACAGCUGUACAACGUACAACUGGAAAAUCCAGAUUGUUGUUGCAUAUAAAACAUGAUCAGAUAGGUGACAUUAAAACACAUCGUGUCACAAGGUUCAGAUCUACCAGACUCCGACUCCUCUUCUACGACUAUUGCUUCUGAAAUGAUAUUGUUAAACAUCAACGUCAUCCACCAGCCAUCAUUAAAGUUGUUUACUUUUGUAUUAUGGGUAAAUUAUAUGUAACCAAAAUGCGUUGCCUGGUGAAAUUAGUGCUGCGCCACACAUUUAGAUAAGAUGAAGAAUGUCCCUCUCAGCUCAGACUGCGCUGCCAGCCUGACCUCAAGUCAGCUAACGUUGUCAAAUGGAGUCUGGCAGAGAGAGGUUUUGUAUCCACAUUGCUCCAUGUGAUGUCUUCAAAUGCAUUAAAGGACUUUAACAGUG